Messenger RNA from Macrosteles quadrilineatus (aster leafhopper), 1009 nucleotides. RefSeq names its product zinc finger BED domain-containing protein 4-like. Lineage: Eukaryota; Metazoa; Arthropoda; Insecta; Hemiptera; Cicadellidae. Bases 48 to 950 code for a protein of 300 amino acids. The record is from RefSeq and is a predicted model, not a curated record. The transcript has 2 exons.
AUACAAUUCCUACGAGGAAAACGUUUACUAAUAAAAUACUUGUUGAAAUGUACGAAGAAACAAUGAAGAAAGUGCAGGCCGAGAUGAUGGAGGUAGAAAGUGUGGCUAUUACUACCGACAUGUGGACAAAUGUCGCUCAAGUAGAUUUUAUGGCCAUUACUGCCCAUUUUUUUUCUAACAACGCCAGAUUUCAUAGGUGUUUAGAGGUUGUGCCUUUUCCAGAAGUAAGCCAUACUGGAACCAAUUUACUGACCUUUUUAAUAAAGGUUUUGGAUCAAUGGAGUAUCAAGCAAAAGGUAGUUGCUGUGGUUAGGGACAAUGGUCCCGAUAUUACGUGUGCACUGAAUUUGUCCGAGUUCACAGCAAUCCCCUGUGUGGCACACACACUUCAAUUAGUGAUCAAAGAUGGUUUCUUUAACAAUGCCAGGAUUUCUAAUGUUGUGACCAAAUGCAAGAAAAUUGUUGGUAGCUUUAAGCAUUCUGCGAAAAACACUAAGUUACUGAAAAGUUACCAGGCUCAGUUAGGUGUCCCAAGUCACAAACUCAUUCAAGACGAACCAACUAGAUGGAAUAGCACUUUUUACAUGCUAAAACGCUUGCAUGAACAGAAGCAAGCUCUAAUUCUUGUUGGGAGCAAUCCUGAGACUAAGCUGUCCACUGAAAUUACCAAUGAAGAUUGGAAAACUAUUGAGUAUGCAGUCGACAUCUUGGAAAUUUUUGAGAAUGCAACCUUGCAGCUUAGUAAGGAAACAUCGACAAUUUCUGAGAUUAUACCAAUGAUACACACAAUUCAACAUGUAUUGGAAACUCGUGCACCUCAGGGAUCAGGACUACAAGGUCUGAAAAAUGACUUAUUAGCUUCAUUGAAGAGAAGAUUUAUGGACAUGGAGGAAAAUCGAACUUAUGCAUGUGCGACACUACUUGAUCCCAGGUAUAACACAUUUUGUUAGUUACACAAGUGUUAAGUUACCUACUGAAUUCUUUUUUACUUAGGCCUAAGUUUAGUUCA